Drosophila rhopaloa is the source of this 3929-nucleotide messenger RNA. Its product is annotated as ras guanine nucleotide exchange factor P. The transcript is spliced from 2 exons. NCBI's taxonomy places the organism in Eukaryota, Metazoa, Arthropoda, Insecta, Diptera, Drosophilidae. The record is from RefSeq and is a predicted model, not a curated record. Bases 694 to 2007 code for a protein of 437 amino acids.
AUUCGUUUCGAACGCGAGGACCGUGCGGACGUGUGCGGCUGGAAAAGCAACGGUGGAAAGCCCAUUACUGACUUCUCUUGCGCUCUCGCCGCCGUAGAUUCCCCUCACCUCUAACCCUCAACAGGCGGCCAAAAAAAACUUACAAAAUAAUAAAAACAAUUAAAAGUGAGACGCCCCCGCCCCUCUGUAGUUUUGUGUCAAUUGUGUGCCUAAAAAAAACAACCAAAAACAAACAAAACUUAUCUAUUUUUGUUGAAUUUUUUUUGUGUUAUAAAUGAAAGCAAAAAACAAGUGCAAAUUUUGAUCAAACCCAACAAAUUCAAAAGUCCUGGAUUAUUUUGAAUUUUGGCAAAAAAAAAACAAAGACAACAACAAAAAGCGGCAGCCUCGACUAACGGUAAACAGGCAAGUGAAAUCUCAGGCAAAAAUCAAAUGAAAUAAAGAAAGAAACAGCAAAGGCAGACAGAAGAAGAAGAAGGAACAGCAAGUGCAAGAGAGUAAAGCAAAAGAGCUAUAAAAAGAGAGCAUCCAAACGAGCGUGUGUGUGUGUGAGCGUGUGUGUGGCUUCCUUAUUUUGUAUAAAUUUAUUCAAAUUCAUCAAAAAUCAAAUCAAAUCAAAGGAAGAAAAAUCAAAGACAAGCUAAGGAACAAACAGAAACGCAACGCUCGCUCGCUCUUUGAAAAAAACGCACAAUGACCUUGCCCACAAACACACACGCAUCUGCAAACGACGCCGGCAGCGGCAACAACAACAACAAUAACAACAACGGCAGCAGCAAUAACAACAACAACAGUGACGAAGAUUCAGACAUGUUUGGACCACCCCGCUGCUCCCCGCCCAUCGGCUAUCAUCACCAUCGAUCCCGAGUGCCCAUGAUCUCACCGAAAUUGCGACAACGCGAGGAGCGCAAGCGAAUCCUUCAGCUGUGCGCCCACAAGCUGGAAAGGAUCAAGGACUCGGAGGCGAAUCUGCGACGCAGUGUCUGCAUCAACAACACCUACUGCCGACUGACCGACGAACUGCGUCGCGAGAAACAGAUGCGAUACCUCCAGAAUCUGCCCAGAACCAGCGACAGCGGCUCAACCACCGAACUGGCGCGUGAGAAUCUCUUCCAGCCGAACAUGGACGAUGCCAAGCCGGCCAGCAAUAACAGUAGCAAUAUGAACAAGUCCUCGGCCUACGGCGAUGCCUUCAGUUCAUCCCCGAACGGAUCGGCUUCAGGUGGGCGUGGGGUCAUUUGCUCCUUGGAGAAUCAACCGCCUGUGCGCCAGCAGCAAAUGGCCACGCCCACUGGGGCCAAUUCGGCCCCCGAGGCGGCCAACUCGGCGCCCCUUUCCGUUUCCGGAUCGGCAUCGGAGCGGGUGAACAACCGGAAACGCCACCUGUCCAGCAGCAAUUUGGUCAACGAUCUGGAGAUACUCGACAGGGAACUGAGCGCCAUCAAUGCGCCCAUGCUGCUGAUCGACCCGGAGAUCACCCAGGGAGCCGAGCAGCUGGAGAAGGCGGCCCUGUCCGCCAGCAGGAAGAGAUUGAGGAGCAACAGCAGCAGCGAGGACGAAAGCGAUCGGCUGGUGCGCGAGGCCCUGUCCCAGUUUUACAUACCGCCGCAGCGCCUGAUCUCCGCCAUUGAGGAGUGUCCACUGGACGUGGUUGGUCUGGGCAUGGGAAUGAAUGUGAAUGUGGGCGGCAUCGGUGGAAUAGUGGGUGGAUGCGGUGGGAUCGGAGGAGCAGCAGGCGCUGGCGUCGAAGUUUCCGGAGGCAAGCGGAUGAAGCUGAACGACCAUCACCAUCUCAACCACCACCAUCACUUGCACCAUCACCUGGAGCUGGUCGACUUCGAUAUGAACCAAAACCAAAAGGAUUUCGAGGUGAUCAUGGACGCACUGAGGCUGGGGACGCCAACGCCGCCGAGCGGCGCUAGCAGCGAUUCCUGCGGACAGGCGGCAAUGAUGAGCGAAUCGGCCAGCGUUUUCCACAAUCUGGUGGUCACCUCGCUGGAGACAUGAAAGUACCAGUGAAUCCCCGAGCAGCAGACAAAGAUUAAAGAGUUUAGAUUUUAUAUUAGUAGACACUUGCAUAGAGUUUUUAAGGAAACAUUUAGGCUAUGACACAUAUACUAACCUAAGCUAUUAUAUAGUAAAGAAAGGAAGGAAGAUCGGACGGAUUGGCCAGUAUUACUCAUUAAUGGCGGUCGCGAUUUGUACAAACAAAAAUACACAAAAAAAUAGUAGUAGGCAAAAGAGAAAAACAAAACAAAAAUCAAAGAAUUUGUAGUCAAAACAGCAGAAACAAACAAAAACCAGAACAAUCUAUAAGUUUAAUUUAAAGAAAUGAAAAACUCCAUACUUGUAACAAAUCAACAAAAAUUCAGUUGUGGUUUCCAUUUCGGUUUCGUAGAGAGCUCUGUUUAUAUGAAGAAAUUGAACAGAAUAACUUCCAAUUAAACAAAAAAUAUAUAGAAGGCAAGCACAUUCCACAUUGCUAAACAUUAUAUCCCCAAAUUUUGUUCCUACUGAAUUUUUGUUUUUUUUUCUACCAUAUCCAUUGGAUAUUUUUAAAUAUCUCACAUACGCAAAAUAUCAAAAAAUAUAAUGCAUUUAGGAAAUAUAAAUAUAUAUUUUUAAAGAAAACACAUGGAAGUUCUCCUAGUCACAAAAAAGAAAUACAAACGAAAGAGAACACAAAACAAUCCAAAAUAAAAUUGAAAAAAAACAAGGUUUCAUUUAUUAAAUUCCAAAUAAAGGUCGAUCAUUAAACUUGAUUUGAUCCCAUUUUUUUGCCUCUGCACAAACACUCAUGAUAAAGACAAUGUUCUAUGAAGAAAACUGAGACAUGAAAGCAAAUUAAAUAGCAAUUUAAACAAAAAACAAAACACAAAAAAAUAUUAUACAAAAAAAGUGCAAUUAGAAUUUUUUAAAAUAUAGAAAGCAAGCCUCAAAAACAAAAACAAAAAACCAACAAAAGUGCAUUCAAAAAGAUUUAAACACAAAUCGGGCAAAUUAACAAAUUAUGAAAGUAAUAAUUAGUAGUAAUGAAUAAAACAAUUUAAGGCAAACAAACAAAAACCACAAAAAAAAAACUAAACAAUUUUUUCUUCGAAAAAAAUUACGGCUGUGAUAGAAUUUUAAGUUUUUUGGCUAAAAAGAAAGAAACCACAAAAAGUUACCAUUAAAAAGCAAACAAAAGUACUACAAAAAAAAAAUACCAAGCAUAAAAUCAUGAAUAUUAUGAUCUAUGUGUAAAAUGAACAUUUAGUAUUAGUAAAAACAAAACAAAACUAAUUGUGUAGAAGAAAAUCGCGAGCUGUACUUUCUUUCAGCAAGAGAGAAGCGAAAGAGAGUAUCUCUCAACUUUCGCUCGCUUGGCUUUCAUUGAUUUUAUAUAUAUGUAUACAGAUAUAAAAAUAUUUUUUUUGCAUUUUCUAUAAGUCGCCUCGCCUCGCCUAAGCUUUCGUUUUCGUUUCACGUUUCUCGCUUUUGUUUUCGUUCGCGUCUUUUGGCCCAAAAGAAACCAGACCACAUCCCAAUCUGUUCCCCCAACGGUAAAGAUAUAUUCCUUUUAAAGGCGGAAUACAAAAGGGCGGGAAAGUCAAAGACUAAAGACUCCAAGAAUCUAGAAAGCAGGUGCUUCAUCGAUCACCGUUUUUUACUGUUGUCCCCCAUUAACACAUUUUGUUUAAUGCUUAAGUUUUUUUUAUACGAUUAUUUUUGAUAUGAUUAUGUAAUUAUUGUGAGUUUUUAACUAGACGAAUUAUCCAUAUGUAUUUCCAUUUUAGUUAAUAUUCCUACAUACAUAUAUACAUUAUAUAUAUACAUAUAUAUAGUGUUCUGCCCGAUCCCGUAUUGAUCGCGUCGCAGACGAACUAUUAAGCAUUCAAAGCUAUGCAACAAAGGCAAAAUAAAUUAUACAAAAAAAAUUACAAAAAAAA